Messenger RNA from Carcharodon carcharias (great white shark), 3558 nucleotides. It is a transcript of the gene racgap1, whose product is annotated as Rac GTPase activating protein 1. The record is from RefSeq and is a predicted model, not a curated record. The coding region runs from base 89 to 1978 and encodes 629 amino acids. Lineage: Eukaryota; Metazoa; Chordata; Chondrichthyes; Lamniformes; Lamnidae. The transcript has 17 exons. Gene Ontology annotation, biological process: signal transduction.
AUUUGAAAUCAGGUCGCGAAAACGUCUGUAGUAACGGAGCAGGCGCCGGGUGGAGAGAAGGCGAGAGAGCGGCGGGAUCGAGCGGAAAAUGGAAUCCGCAAUGGUCACUCUACGAAACAUGUUCGACCAGUUGCUCAGACAGAUGGAAGUACUGAAUGAAGGAACUGAACCUCAGUUUAUUCAGUUAGCCAAAAACUUUGAAGAGUGCAGAAGAAAAUGGCAGAAGACUGAGCUGGAGCUGUCCCGUGCCACAGAGUGCCUAACAAAAGCUGAGACUGAGCGAAGUGCACUUGAUGUCAAAUUGAAACACGCUCGUAACCAAGUUGACGUAGAAAUGAAACGUCGGCAGAAAGCAGAAACAGAAUGUGAAAGACUGGAACGUCAGAUUCAGCUUAUCCGAGAGCUCCUCAUAACAGAAGGCUCGACCAGCAUUCAAUUAAAUGAAGAACAGAAGUCUGCUCUUGCUUUCCUCAACCCCAAAUGCUCAAAUUCUAAUGGAUAUGCAUCCAACAAACGACUACCUACAAUAGAUGAGUCUGGAUCGUUUAUCUCUCAUUCCGACAUUAGCUAUGACAAGACUGAUGACUCAUUGGACUGGGAUUCCUCCAUUGUGAGGACUGUCAAGUUAAAGAAAAGAGAAAAACGGCGUUCAAGAGUCCUGGUUGACAUCCAGCCGGCCCCAGCUAAACGGUCACGAUCAAUUGAAAAGGCAAAUGACUCCAUUGUGGCUAAAACCACUCUGACCUUGCCAAAUAAUGGCGGGCCAAUCGAGGCAGUUUCUACAAUCGAGACGGUGCCAUACUGGACAAGAAGUAGGAGGAGAACAGCAAAUCUGAAAGGACAAGAUCUUGAUGCCAUCUCAGAAACUCCCUCAAGCACACCUUCAGUAGCCAGUAGAUCUGAUAAUUGUAGUACACCUCAGAGUAAUGGCGGGAUGAGGACUCAUGAGUUUGUCUCUAAAACGGUUAUAAAACCAGAGUCAUGCGUCCCUUGUGGCAAAAGGAUCAAAUUUGGGAAGUUGGCUUUGAAGUGCCGAGACUGCAGAGUUGUGGCUCACCCUGAAUGCCGAGAUCGCUGUGCACUCCCCUGUAUUCCAACUUUGGCAGGAACACCUGUAAAAAUUGGAGAGGGAGUGUUGGCAGACUUCACAUCUCAUAAGUCACCCAUGAUCCCAUCCAUUGUGGUGCAUUGCAUCAAUGAGAUUGAGCAAAGAGGCUUAUCUGAGACUGGUCUGUACCGUAUCUCGGGCUGUGACCGCACAGUGAAAGAGCUGAAGGAGAAGUUCCUGAAGGGGAAGAAUGUGCCAUUGCUCAGUAAAGUGGAUGACAUUCACGCAAUCUGUGGGCUUCUGAAAGACUUUCUGAGGAAUUUGAAGGAGCCCCUUGUGACUUUCAAACUGUAUUCAGCGUUUGUAAACGCAGCAGAAAUCCCUGAUGAUGAUAACAGUAUUGCAGCAAUGUACCAGGCUAUCAGUGAGCUGCCCCAGCCCAACAGAGAUACCUUGGCAUUUCUGAUGAAUCACCUGCAAAGAGUGGCUAAUAGCCCAAACUGCAAGAUGGACAUAACUAACCUCGCCAAGGUCUUUGGCCCUACAAUUGUGGGUUAUUCCACACCCGAUCCAGCCCCCAUGUCAAUGCUGCAGGAAACCAAGUGGCAACCAAAGGUGGUUGAACGUUUACUAUCCUUGCCAGUGGAAUACUGGAGCCAAUUUACAAUGGUGGAACAGGAGAAUAUCCAACCUAAUCAUAUCAUUGAAAACUCUAAUGCUUACAGCACUCCUGAAAUUAAAGUGAGCAUGCUUGGGCCACUUACCACUCCGGAACAUCAAAUAAUUGGUAAGACCCCCUCAUCCAGCUCCUUAUCGGCACGAGUCAAAUCCAGUCUGACCAAGACCACUCCCAAGUUUGGAAGCAAGAGCAAGCAGUCAAUCAAUUUCAAUCGAACUGGAAACUUUUUUGCCUCCCCAUUAUUGAAAUGAUCACAAAUUAACCAAAUAGUCCCAAAAAUCAGAACGGGUUCCUUGGAACUUCACGUUAAACCAACUACUUUGCUUGAGUAUUAUCCUCUGCAUAAUACAGCAGUCCUAAUACAGCAGUUUUAUACCUUGCAUUAGACAUUAAUAAUGUGUAAUCACCAGUCUAAUCCUUUAAAUAUAAUGUAGUUGACUUCUGUUAUUAGUGAUGGUACUUUUUUUAAAUGUAAGGCUUCUAUAUUGUAGUUUGUAAUACUAUGGCUUACUAUUAUGAUGAGGCUGUGUGUUGAAUUUUGUAACCUUUAGACCAACAACUGAUUUAGAAAGCCAUUGAUGCAUGCCUCAGAAACACUUAAAAGCCCAAAGUAAAAGAUUAUUUUACAAAGUCACGGGUUGUGGGGUUUGUUACUACAGAAUAGGAAAUAUAUGCAAGAAAACUAAAAGAUUGCUGUAAUCCAAUAAUUAUUUCAUAUAUCCUGCUGACUGAACAAUUCUGUCCUACUGUCAAUCUUGCAGAAUUUUGAUUUCCAUAAUUUUCUGCCUCUUGUGGAGCUAUUAAUUGAACUUGUAUAAAAGAACUGAGCAUUUUUUUUUUUUGCUGAAAUUUCAUAUCACUUUGGAAGUUAAAUUUAUUCAAGGGUACCCUGGAUGUAUGUGGCAAAUUUGUACUGUUUUACAGUUCCCUUCCUUUGACUUGUAUGUUAAUUCUCUUGCUCCCCUCCAUGCUUUAGUUGCAGUCCACCACAAAGCAAAAAUGCCAUGGAAUGAAUUUUCAGUCUACAUAGUUUCUAUUCAUUGCAGGCAUGGCCUGACUUCUGCCAGCUUUUAACUCAAUUGAUCGCGCUGGCAGUUUUUACCUUGUUUUAAACCUACUUGUCAUUACUACAAAGCCACAGCUUUGACACCAGUAGCUGUCCAGCCAUUCAAAUCACCAGUGGCAUUUUUAGCAUAAGAUGCUUACAAUCUGGACACGACAGAAUUGUCCAAGAAAUUGGUUUCAUAAAAUGCAUUUCAAAGUGAAGAAUUAACCAUUUUGUAUACACUACUCUUAGCAAUGGAGGGGGCACAGAACUCUUCAAAUUUGGGGUUACUAUGGCCCUUUUCAAUAGAAGUUUCAUUGUAAAAGCCAUACAAUUAAAAUUGUAUGUGCUGCUUUUGAUUUUUAUUGGGGAUAGAAUUUGGACAAACUAGAUUUAAAUUUGCUUUCUAACCCAUCGAUAACCAGAAGCUUCUAUUUUUUUAAAAAUACAUUGAAAUGUUUUCAUUUUAAUAGAUGUUUCAUCUGGUGUGUGUGUGUAUGCAUGUAAACAUCGUAACUUGUGAUCCAUUUUUGAAGUGCAAAAUUAGAUUGGGCACAGACUGAUGCCAAGUGCUUACCUCUGUUAUGACUUGUAAUAUGCAUUGAUAUACUUCUGUGGAGUUAUUGAAUUGGUUCAACACAGAUAUCCCAACCAGAAAAUUGCUAUUGUAUGUUAUGCAGACUAGAUAACUAUGGUGUAAUCUGCAUCUAUUCCCUUUACCUGUGCUUUUUUAAGUAUCCCUUUUAGUCAUUUGCAGGGUAACCAUUAUAAAAAGCCUAUACCAAA